CAAUGACGUAAUAUCGUUCACUGGCCAAUACAGCUGUUGCUCGUGUACUCAGCACGUGUUCCAUUAAAGAAUCGCUCGUUUUGAAAAAGCUUCGUUUCGUCCUUUGCCCACAUCUGAAAUAAAAUAAGCUUUAAAAAUCAAGGGAAUUUUAUAGUUAGGAAAUGACUUUAUACUUUUCAUAAGUCAUUCAUUUUAUUUGUCGUUUAAAACGCAUUUAGUAUAUUUAGCUUUGAAUAAUUCAACUCAAGGAAAAGUGAGCAAUAUACUAAGAAAAAUGAUCGAAACUUACUGCUGCUCUCCAUUCCAAGAGUUGGGAAAGAAAUCUAGUGCAUUGUGUAACAGAUAUUUGAGGCGAUAGUUGUCAGCACCUGGCUGCCUGGCUUACACCCAUGCUCCAUCUUCAUCUUGGUGAGACCAUAACUUAUGAAGAGUUCUGCUGUGAGAGUUGGAGGAUCCACUUGAAGCCAUCCUGCUAUUUGCAUCUGCUUCACUGUAUCAUUCUGCUUCUGUGCGUAUCAUUCUUUCGUAACAUUGAUACACUAUCAUGAACUGAGCUAGUGUUUGCUCUACUGCCAUCGAUUUUGAGUGCUUAUUGAUGAAACAUUGAUAAAAAUGGUGCUAAUUGUGGAUAAUAUCAAUGUGACAAAAUGCCCUGCUUCAACAAGCUCAUUCUUCCGAGAUCAUCCGCAACUUGUGAGCCGUGCCAAAAACUGGCAGUCAGGCACAGUAAAAAAAGUGUCUGAUGUAGGGCUGUUGUAUGUAGCACAAAGAGAGUUUGCUGUGGUGCCUGGAUCAGAUAAUAGAGUAAAAGUGGUGGGUUCUGAUGAUGCCACCACAUGCCACAUUGUCAUGUUCCUACACAAAGCCUCAGGAAGUGUUGCUUUAGCCCACUUUGAUGGGAGUAGACAUGAAGAUAGUUCUCUUGCAAGAUUCCUGCAAGUACUUGUGGGCAAUAGUGAUGAUAGAAAACUGGAAGUUUAUGCCAUUGGCGGGUUUUUCAAUAAUCAAGCAAACGUGAGGGGUUUAAAGGAGUCCCAAGAACUAUCAUUGAAACUCUUGAAAAACUUUAUGAAACUUGAAUUUGACUUUAAUUUGAUACAAUGGUGCUGUUGUGAGCUGAACUCAAUCAUUUAUAGAAAUCCAAGGCCUCAUGUUCGUCCACUGUUUCAUGGCCUGUGCUAUGACCGCAUCAAUAAAACUGCUCAUCCUGCAUCUUUUGAAUCCCAUGGUGUGGAUGUAGCCCUCAGAGCUGCAUCUGUCUGGUAUACUGCAACAAGAUCUAUGAAUGAUCUAUAUGACAGUGCCAAUCAUUCCAUCACAAUCAAGCCCUUUCACAACAAUUCGGAUCAUCCUUGGAGCUUUUACAAGACACUCUCAGAUGAAGCAAUACUGGACAACUUCUCAACAUCUCCUUCUGCUGAACCUCCACUCUUCUGCUCCCAGAUGCGUCUCAUGUUCAACCUUUUGGAUGCACAUCCUCAGCCAAUGAAAACAUUAUUUGCCGAUGGUCAGCCUAGAGUUUAUGAAUUGUUACAGAAUGGCAAAUGGGAUCUUCAUUAAUAAAAUUGGUCUUGAAAAACAUGCUGUAAAUGUCUGCGCAAGAGCCCCUAGGAUUUGAUGCGCCUGUUUUGUAAUUAUGUGCCAUGAGAAAAUGGUUAUUGCAAGUGCUUUUGUUAAAGAUUAUCAUGUAUUACUUUGAUUUGUUCUAACAAUUAUAAACUUUCUAGUAAUUUUUGAGAUACUGUCUAACAGGAUAAUUUGGAGCGUUUUUCAUAACUUCCUGCCGUAAAACAUUUCAUAAACCAGUUAGGGCUCACUUUAAAGCUCUUUGCAAGAGCUAUCAUAUGGCAUCUCUAAAAAAUAUUCGAUGUGCAAAAUAAUCCUGUGUGCCAGACAUGAAAGAAGAGCAUCCUGAAUUUGGUACCACUGGGAAGGGGUUAUUUGGGGACACUUGAAAUAAAAUUUAAUCGUAAAACAUUUGAAGCAUGCAGAGUCAGGGCGUACUCAUCCAUUACUAACAGUUCUCUGAAGUGCUCUACCUUUUCAGAUGAUGUAGAUGUAGAAUAAAUAACAUUUUCUGUGAUUUUUGCUUG
Hyalella azteca is the source of this 2093-nucleotide messenger RNA. Its product is annotated as protein N-terminal asparagine amidohydrolase-like. The record is from RefSeq and is a predicted model, not a curated record. Gene Ontology annotation, cellular component: nucleus. The coding region runs from base 613 to 1560 and encodes 315 amino acids. NCBI's taxonomy places the organism in Eukaryota, Metazoa, Arthropoda, Malacostraca, Amphipoda, Hyalellidae. Gene Ontology annotation, molecular function: protein-N-terminal asparagine amidohydrolase activity. Gene Ontology annotation, biological process: ubiquitin-dependent protein catabolic process. The transcript is spliced from 2 exons.